GCCCUUUUUCUCCCUCCCACCGCCAUCUUCCCUGCUGUCCACCUCCUGCUCUCCUCCUAAUCCUAUCCUAGCUUCUUUCUUUUCUUGCCCAACAACGACAAUGAGCGCCCACGACAACGAAGAACUCAUCGACUACGAGGACGAGCACGACGUGGUCACCAACGGGCCCCCAGCGGCGGCCGGCAAUGGUAGCGCAGUCGCAGCUCCUGCGGCUGACGGCGAUGGGGAGAAAGAUAAGAAAAACUUCUCGGGCAUUCACUCAACAGGAUUCAGGGAUUUCCUGUUGAAGCCUGAGCUGCUGCGUGCAAUCAGUGAUCUGGGUUUCGAGCAUCCCUCUGAAGUGCAGCAGGAGUGUAUUCCCCAGGCAGUCCUGGGAAUGGACGUGCUGUGCCAGGCCAAGUCUGGUCAUGGAAAGACGGCGGUGUUCGUCCUCGCGACUCUGCAGCAGCUCGAGCCGGUCAACGGCGAGGUGUCGGUCAUUGUCCUGUGCCACACUCGCGAGCUCGCAUUCCAGAUCAGGAACGAGUACUCGCGUUUCGCGAAGUACAUGCCCGAUGUCCGUGUUAACACGUUCUUCGGUGGCACGCCUGUGGUGAAGGAUGCCGACCUGCUCCGCGAUAAGAGCAAGUGCCCGCAUAUCGUGGUCGCCACCCCCGGCCGCCUGAACGCCCUCGUUAGAGACAAGGUCCUCGACGCCUCGAAGAUCAAGCACUUCAUACUGGACGAGUGCGACAAAAUGCUCGAACAGCUUGACAUGCGUCGCGAUGUCCAGGAGAUCUUCCGGGCGACGCCGCUACACAAGCAAGUCAUGAUGUUCUCCGCUACCCUGGCCAAGGAGAUCCGUAUCACUUGCAAAAAGUUCAUGGAUCAUCCUCUCGAAAUCUUCGUCGAUGACGAGACCAAGCUUACGCUCCACGGUCUCCAGCAGCACUACGUGAAGCUGGAGGAGGUGGCCAAGAAUCGGAAGCUGAACGAGCUUCUUGACACUCUUGACUUCAAUCAGGUCGUGAUCUUCGUCAAGUCUGUUGCGCGUGCAAUCGAACUCGACAAGCUCCUUGUAUCAUGCAAUUUCCCCAGUAUCGCGAUUCACUCCGGCCUCGCUCAGGAAGAGCGUAUCUCACGAUACACUGCCUUCAAGGCGUUUGAGAAGCGUAUCCUUGUCGCGACCGAUAUAUUUGGUCGUGGCAUCGAUGUCGAGCGUGUGAAUAUUGUCAUCAACUACGACUGCCCUCCUGACGCCGACAGCUACCUGCAUCGUGUCGGGCGUGCCGGCCGUUUCGGCACAAAGGGCCUUGCCAUCACCUUCGUAUCCUCGGAAAGUGACCAGCAGGUGAUGGCGGCUAUCCAGUCCCGCUUCGAGGUCGCCGUACCUGAGCUUCCGGAUCACAUCGAUCCCGCCAGCUACAUGACGUCGUAAUUCGCCGAGCUGCGGGCUCGCGCUGCUCUCGCACUUCUUUUCUCGCUGUCUCUGUCGUAGAAUACUGUCUCUUGUAACCAUAGUGUCCUGCCGCACCACCUCUCUCCUAGUCAAACGGAUGAUAUUCAUGGCGAUGCAUCGAGC
Messenger RNA from Dichomitus squalens LYAD-421 SS1, 1561 nucleotides. RefSeq names its product P-loop containing nucleoside triphosphate hydrolase protein. The transcript has 9 exons. Gene Ontology annotation, biological process: mRNA export from nucleus; mRNA splicing, via spliceosome. The coding region runs from base 101 to 1417 and encodes 438 amino acids. The record is from RefSeq and is a predicted model, not a curated record. Gene Ontology annotation, molecular function: RNA helicase activity; ATP binding; RNA binding. NCBI's taxonomy places the organism in Eukaryota, Fungi, Basidiomycota, Agaricomycetes, Polyporales, Polyporaceae.